AUGCUCAGGGCGACACACAUUCGGUACCAAUCAAUCUCCAAAGCCGAGUCUCCUUCCAAAGGCUUUCUUUCCAUCGCCUCAAGGGAACUUGAUCUCUCGUUGUCUCUCUACGUACUGGCUCCACGCAGCACAUACACUAAUUCGCAUCAUAGCAACGCCGCUACUCGGCCAGCAUGCCCCAGACCAGAGAUCUUUAUCACAGGCGUGGCAUCACGCGGGGCAGGACUGGCUGUCUACGACGCCACAUCCUGGCGACAAACUCUUCCAGCAGUCGCGGAACAACCACACUCAGCCCGAGAAGACUGGAUCCCGGGUUCUCAUACAAGCAAUCCAACAAAACGACCACCUACAUAUACAGUGGGUCGGCUCCUUUGCGGCCUCUCUUCCAAGCCCAAGCUCCUACAGACCGAAGUGGGUUCGCACCUCUUCCAGCAUUUCCUGGAGCUAGUUGCCUUGAAGUUGUCCAGCCGCAACGAUCCUGAAAAUCCAUGGCUCACUCUUUUCGUCCCGCUAGCUAUGGCGGAUGACCUGAUUAUGUCAACGCUCUUGGCCCUGGGUGGUGCCAGUCUGUGCACUUAUUCCAGACACGCUCUUAAGCAGGCAUGCACCUUCUAUGCCGUCAUAUUGAGGAGUAUGAAACACAGGAUGACGGAACUCGUACAAGGCAAUUUUUCGCAUCUAGUGAACACCUUAGUAACAGCGAUAGCAUUGUCCAUAUUCGAGACUAUGAUUGGAGACUCCCGAGGUGUACUUCUGUACCACCUUCAGGCGUGCCGUGAACUUCUCCAACUAAGCCAUAGGAAGAGCAUUACCAUCGACCCGGCCGUGCUUGCAUUUAUUCUGGAAUUAUAUCUAUACACCUCUGCUGUAGGGACAACAUUCGUCUUCGACGACCGCCCGGCUAAGCUCACCUUUGACGCGGGGUACGACUGGUUACAAUCGCUGCGUUGUGGUUCAAGGGGGUACGGGUUUAUGGUAGGACACGCUGGCAAGCUCAUUCAGCUGCUUCCUCGCUUAGGGCAAACUGUUGGCCGUUGGAUCAGCCAGGACUGUGACCUCGAAUCCUCGAACACAGAUGAAGCAUUUCUCUCCUUUCAAACCGAACUCCGGAGCUGGGUGCCAUCUUACGACCAGGAUACCAAGAUACCUAACCUUUCUGACACAAUCUCCGACAGCCCUACUAGCUUUGCUUUAUACGGGUCGACAUGGUAG
This is a messenger RNA of Talaromyces marneffei, 1212 nucleotides long. RefSeq lists its product as uncharacterized. The transcript is spliced from 4 exons. Gene Ontology annotation, biological process: positive regulation of transcription by RNA polymerase II. Gene Ontology annotation, cellular component: nucleus. Bases 1 to 1212 code for a protein of 403 amino acids. The record is from RefSeq and is a predicted model, not a curated record. NCBI's taxonomy places the organism in Eukaryota, Fungi, Ascomycota, Eurotiomycetes, Eurotiales, Trichocomaceae. Gene Ontology annotation, molecular function: transcription cis-regulatory region binding; DNA-binding transcription factor activity.